Messenger RNA from Volvox carteri f. nagariensis, 978 nucleotides. RefSeq lists its product as uncharacterized. Bases 1 to 978 code for a protein of 325 amino acids. Lineage: Eukaryota; Viridiplantae; Chlorophyta; Chlorophyceae; Chlamydomonadales; Volvocaceae. The record is from RefSeq and is a predicted model, not a curated record. The transcript is spliced from 4 exons.
AUGAGUGCGAGCUGUGUGAUGACAGAUUUCAAACAAAGCACUAGGUCGGCGGUACAAGUAAGGGCAAUCCCGGGGGUUGCCACAAUGCAGCGGUUCCUGGUUUUGUCCCUGCGGGCCUCGGGAGGGACACCGGUGGCCCUGAGCUCCCUCCCAGAAGAGCCUGGAUCUACUGAUACUGCUGAAAUCCCAGCUCUCACUGCUGUAGAUGGAGUCCCAGCCUCUGCCGCUGGCCCGGCGGGGCUGGUGGCUGCUUGCUCGAUGGCCAUGGAGCGAUACGCGCCUCCGUCUUCUGCGCCGUCUGACCCGAACGACCCGUCGGCUGGCCAGCAGCAUCCGGAUCAGCAGCAGUAUCCUUAUCCUGAUGAGCGGCAGCUCCUAGAGGAGCUGCUGGGCUAUAUGUCGUACCGGAACGGUACAGGCAGUACACCUGUUGAUGAAACAUCAAACUCAGAGGAGGAGGAGGAGGAGGAGGAGGAGGCGAAGGUAUCUGGAUCUGCCGAUGUGGAAGUGGAUUUGAACACGGAGGCGAAGGAGUCUGGGGCUGGUGCGUCAGAGGAGGAGAAGUCAGGCGGGGGGGUGUCGGAGCUGGCACUGUCACCGUCAGGAUCGCAGCCUCCGCUGCCGCCGGCUCAGCGACCUUACCCAUGGCGCAGCGGUGCCGUACAGCAGCCGCCGCCGCGGCGUCGCAAGCGACGGACAUAUAUUCCAGAGGAGGCGGAUCCAGGGGAUGGAGCAGCGGCCGCGGCGACUCCGCCGCCACCGCUACAACUGGCGGCGUAUGCCGAAGUGCCGUUGCCGCCGCCGCCAUCGUUGCCGUACCCUGCUACGGCCGCCGCCGCUACGGCAGCGGACGCCCAACUACACGCCCACCUAGAGCGGGUUGCGGACUCCCUGAUCAAGCGCCGCUGCACUGUGCCCAUCGACGAUCCGUUGGUGGCGUUGUACGGCAGCGUGAACCGGGAUGCCGUACAACUCUGA